AUCAAGAAAAUCAAGAAAAUCCUCUCUGUUUCCAUCUGGAGAGCAAGAGUCCUCCAAGUCCAAUUCAUAGUUUUCCACAAUUCAAUAUUUGGAUUUUUGGAAGUGUUUCAGGUAUCAUCUUCUUGUUCAACGUCCCUCUUUCUCAGAUACACAGGAACAGAAAAACAGAGAGAGGGAAAAUAAGAGAAAAAUCAUAAAGAAGAACAAGAAUUUAGAAUGGAAAGCAUACCGGGCUGGCAAUUAAUUUUUCUUGGUGGAAUAGCAACAUGGAUUGUGUUUUCUUCAAUUCUCAAUGUGACCCAGAAACUCAGAUCUCUUACACAGCCAUUGGUUUCUCGCUAUGUAAUGUCUGGUACUUCCAUUGUUCUCAAGAUCCAGAAAUACGAGCAUAGUUUUUUGGAUGCAUUAUUUUCUGUACUGUCUUGUGUAGUUUCUGUGCCUUUCUACACUGCCUUUCUUCCUUUGCUCUUCUGGAGUGGGCAUUGCAAAUUGGCUAGGCAGAUGACUCUUUUAAUCUCCUUUUGUGAUUAUAUGGGAAAUUGUAUAAAGGAUGUGGUAUCAGCACCCAGACCAAGUUCGCCACCUGUUAGGAGAGUAACAGCCACCAAAGAUGAGGAAGAUAAUGCAAUGGAAUACGGAUUACCUUCUUCACAUACUCUUAAUACUGUCUGCUUAUCAGGGUACAUGUUACACUACAUCCUGUCAUACACUGGAAGCGAAGAUGUCAGCACAGAAUUAAUGGGGUUUGCCCUGGUUUGUUUGGUUGUUGGUCUUAUUGGCGUAGGAAGGAUUUACCUGGGGAUGCACAGCUUGAUCGACAUUAUUGGUGGUCUAGCUCUUGGAUUGGGGAUCCUGACAUUGUGGCUUUGUGUUGAUACGUACAUAGAUGAUUUCAUAGUUUCGGGACAAAACGUUGCGUCAUUCUGGGCUACGCUUAGCUUCUUGUUACUCUUUGCUUACCCUACGCCAGAGCUUCCAACUCCAAGUUAUGAGUAUCACACUGCCUUCAAUGGUGUUGCCUUGGGAAUUGUAAUUGGGAUACAGCAAACAUAUCACCAGUUUCACCAUGAAAAUGUUCCGCGCAUACUGACAUCUCAUCUUGGGCUUCAUGCUUUUGUGGGUAGAAUUCUUGUGGGAAUCCCAACAAUACUUCUCGUGAAGUUCUGUAGCAAGGCUCUGGCCAAAUGGAUUCUUCCCAUUCUCGCUUACACUUUGGGAAUCCCUGUAAGAUCGACUAGCUACAUACCAGCAUUAAAUGGUACUGAUAAAAGGUCGGAUCUUAAGCAACCCAGCUAUGUCCAAAAAUUGUUAUUUUUCUCGAAGCAGACCUCAUAUGACGUUGACACCAGCAUAAGGCUCCUUCAGUAUGCUGGUCUUGCCUGGUCUGUUGUAGAUCUUGUUCCUUCUCUAUUCUCUCACCUAGGCCUGUGAUGCUUGGCAUGUAUCAUUUGCAUGAAGGAAACCUCAUUUUUCUUUGGCAAUUUUUUGUCUUUUUUUUUUUUUUUUUUUUUUUUUUGAGUGCGAGGUGGGGGGUUUCUUUGUUGGACAGUAUUAUAUAGAAAAUAUUGCUGCUAUAUCUGUA
Olea europaea var. sylvestris is the source of this 1582-nucleotide messenger RNA. RefSeq names its product lipid phosphate phosphatase delta-like. Gene Ontology annotation, cellular component: endoplasmic reticulum membrane. Gene Ontology annotation, molecular function: sphingosine-1-phosphate phosphatase activity. The record is from RefSeq and is a predicted model, not a curated record. Bases 217 to 1431 code for a protein of 404 amino acids. The transcript has 8 exons. NCBI's taxonomy places the organism in Eukaryota, Viridiplantae, Streptophyta, Magnoliopsida, Lamiales, Oleaceae.